Chiroxiphia lanceolata (lance-tailed manakin) is the source of this 3588-nucleotide messenger RNA. It is a transcript of the gene SSTR5, whose product is annotated as somatostatin receptor 5. The transcript has 2 exons. Gene Ontology annotation, biological process: cellular response to glucocorticoid stimulus; neuropeptide signaling pathway; regulation of insulin secretion. NCBI's taxonomy places the organism in Eukaryota, Metazoa, Chordata, Aves, Passeriformes, Pipridae. Gene Ontology annotation, cellular component: membrane; neuron projection. Gene Ontology annotation, molecular function: somatostatin receptor activity; neuropeptide binding. The coding region runs from base 1674 to 2786 and encodes 370 amino acids. The record is from RefSeq and is a predicted model, not a curated record.
GAAAAUGUGAUUUUUAAAGAUUUUUCUAGUGCUAGAAGUGGUAAGAAGUCAUUCAACUUGGACUUCAGCUGAUCAGUGUUUAGCACCAACGCAGUUAAUCCAAAGAGAGAAGCAAUUUAGGGCGAGACAGUUGGUUUGUUGUGUGUUCUGUAGGGAAAAAUCAAUCCCUCCAGGUUUUCUGGAGCGAGAAACACGCCCUGAGAAACAUCAAAUGGCAGAUUUUAAAAAGUUCCCAUCUGCACUGAUUCAUUCUGCUUUUCAACCCCAGGUGGUGGAACAGGGUUGGGAGAGGGGAAACCAAGAAUGUUACAUAUGGAACAAUGAGAUUUGUGUGCUUUUAGGCAGCUCCUGGUUUAGUCCCAGGACGUGGUGACAACUGCCAGGAGGUGAAGGAGGUCUCACCACGAUGCUGCAUCUCCCUCCUGCUCACACAGAGCCUUCCCUGGGGGUGUUAUUUCAGAGCUGCUCUUCCAGGUCACACCAACUUUCACACCAUCUCCCUCCCCUUCCAGCAGCAAAACCCUCAGCUCUGCCUGCUGGAUCCAUGAAAACACCAGGAAUGAGGCCCCUGGGCUGUAUUAUGGGAAGCAGCAGGUGAUGAACACUCAAAAGGGCAAAUUUACUGAAGGACCAAGAGAGUUUUCUUUGCUUUAUUACAGCAAAUUAUUACAGCAAAUUACUCCACUAACAAAUCCAUGGGGUGGGAAGAUCUUGACUCUUAAAAUGAGGUUUCUUUCCGGGAUGGGAAAACCUCACAAAGUUCUGCUGCCAGUACGUAAUCCUUGGAGAGUUAUCCAGCUGCUUUUCUUCCUAUUACACCUUAGAAUGCCUGUUUUCAAAGCCUGUCCCUCUGGGUUCCCAUUUUGGCUGUUAUUCCUGGUCCUCCUGCACCUGGAAGCAGCAAUUUGCCAUCCUGUUGUUGUAAUUCCAUUCACAGCAAUUACGGUCGGUGCUGCAUAAGAGAGUUAUGAUUCCAGCAGUAAAUAGGCAGCGAGAUCAAAUCUUGACUCAUAAAAUUAGGUUUCUUUCUGUAAUUCCUGCUUGAUCCCAGCUCCACUCUCAUGCAAUGCACUCCAGAGGGUUAUUUUUGCUUUGCUAUUGCAACCACAGCCAGGCAGGAUUUCAGCCUUCAUCUGGCUGGGCAUUUUUAAGGUUUGUUCUUCCUUAGGCUGUGAUGAUCUUCAGUCACUGAUGGGCUCUGUGCUGUUGGAUCCUUGCUCUGUCGCCCAGCAAAAUCACAUUUAUUCAGGAUACCUGCUAGAGAACUUUUCACUAAAUUCUGAGCAGGAUGGGCUGUGCUAUAAUCCCUCUUUUCUCUCUCCCCUCAUUGUGGCAGGGACAUGGACAGUCAGAUAUGUUCAGCUGCAGUGGAUGCUGAUUUUUUUUUUGCCCUGCCAAAGGAGAAUUUGGAAUGAUAUCAUUGGUCACUCUGGGUGUGUGUUCUUAUCUCCUUCCUGGUUUGUGUGUUUUAAGCAGAAAGCCCAUAAUUUAUGGACUGUACCAGUGGGGUGGCUCGGAGAUCAAACACCAAAGGGAAAAAAAUCUGGCUGAGAACAAGUGCCCUGGAGGGGAUGUGUUUUAUUAAUCCACUAAUUAAGAACACCCAAACAAGGCUAUCAGGAACAAGAUGCCCAUGAAGUUUAACCUCCUUUAGCCUUAAAAAGUAAAAAGUUAUGGAUCCUUUGUACUUUUCCAACGCGUUCGGCGCCGAGGGCGGUUCCGGCGGCGGGAAUUCCUCCCUGCUGACGAACACGACGGAGAACGGGACCCUCCCGGAGCAGCCCCCCUUCAAGUACGUCCACAAAGUGCUCAUCCCCAUCUGCUACCUCCUGGUGUGCGCCGUGGGGCUCAGCGGGAACACGCUGGUCAUCUACGUGGUGCUGCGUCACGCCAAGAUGAAAACCGUCACCAACAUCUACAUCCUCAACCUGGCCGUGGCCGACGUGCUCUUCAUGCUGGGCCUGCCCUUCCUGGCCACCCAAAACGCCAUCUCCUACUGGCCCUUUGGCUCCUUCCUCUGCAGGCUGGUCAUGACCGUGGACGGCAUCAACCAGUUCACGAGCAUCUUCUGCCUGACGGUGAUGAGCAUGGACCGGUACCUGGCCGUGGUUCAUCCCAUCAAAUCCACCAAGUGGAGGCGGCCCAGGGUGGCCAAGCUCAUCAGUGUGACCGUGUGGACAUUCUCCUUCUUGGUGGUGCUUCCAGUCAUCAUCUUCUCGGACGUGCAGGAGGACUUUCAGACCUGCAACAUGAACUGGCCGGAGCCCGUCAACAUCUGGUCGGCGGCUUUCAUCGUCUACACCUCGGUCCUGGGCUUCUUUGGGCCUCUGCUGGUGAUCUGCCUCUGCUACUUGCUGAUUGUCAUCAAGGUCAAGUCCUCAGGGGUCCGGGUGGGGUCUACGAGGCGCAGGAGGUCGGAGAGGAAGGUGACCAGGAUGGUGGUGAUCAUCGUGGUGGUCUUCGUGCUCUGCUGGCUCCCCUUUUACACCAUGAACAUCGUCAACUUGAUAUUCAUCCUGCCAGCAGACCCCGUGCUGGAGGGCUUGUACUUCUUUAUGGUGGUGCUGUCCUAUGCAAACAGCUGUGCCAACCCCAUCCUUUACGGGUUCCUCUCUGACAACUUCAAGCAGAGCUUUCAGAAAGUCCUUUGCCUGCGGAAGGGCAACGGCGUGGAGGACGGGGAGCCCGUGGAACACAGGCAGGAGAACAGCAGCCGCCUGCAGGAGUCCAUGCUGACCCAGAGGAACGUGGAGUUCAACGGCCACAUGCAGACCAGCAAGGUCUGAGGGCGUGGGCUGGGGCUGCAGAGGGUUCUGGGAGAGCUGGAGAACUUGGGGGGCCUCGAGGAGAGAUGAAUUCGUGGCAGAGGUGAAAGGUGGAGACCCACAGGCUCCAAUAAAUGUACAUAGAAGUGGCUUCACUCCCCUCCCUUCCCCAGCUCGGAGUGGUGGGGGCUGUACUGGGCUGUGGCCAAGCUCUCGUGGUGACCUGGGUCAUGAGGGACCACUUUGGGUCCUCUGGAGAACUGAUUUCCAGGCUUUGUACUGCCCUAGUGAUGCAAAACCACACGAAAUCAGUUUUAACCACCUUGUUAAGCUGGGCUUGUGGCUGCUCUGCACUGCUGGCAGCAGCUCAAAGCAGAAAACAACUCAGACAGUGUCUCUGAGAUCCUUCAAGGGGAUCUCUUACGAGAAAAAUGCUGUUUCUUAAAAGAAUUUCAUACCCAAAAGGCCCCAGCGCUGACCUCAGAGCUGUGCAUGAGCCGUGGUUGGAACCUGCUGGGUGCUCCUUCUGCAUUGGUUUAGUGUCAUGAUCCAUCUAAGGGAUUCAUGGUGCCCAGGAAUCCUUCAAGAAUGAGAAAAAAAAACAUGAUUAGGAAGACCUUUCUGAAAGGAUUCAGUGUAUUCAUGAUGUUCUCACAUUCUAACCCAAAGUGCAUAAAAAACGUGAUGUGACCACUCUGUUGUUCUGUCAGUGCUGAUCAUUGUGAAGUCCUGGGGAGCUGUCGUGUGUAUUUAUUGGUUCUGAAUGUCAGUCUGGACGUGGAUAUAAACUGUAUUUUCAGAAAUUAAAACAAGUUCAACCCCC